Molecule: messenger RNA, 3733 nt
Organism: Fomitiporia mediterranea MF3/22
Lineage: Eukaryota; Fungi; Basidiomycota; Agaricomycetes; Hymenochaetales; Hymenochaetaceae
Exons: 6
Coding region: 1-3666 (1221 amino acids)
Source: RefSeq, a predicted model, not a curated record
AUGUCGUCGUCGUCUAAGGAGAACAAUUGCUCUGUCAUGUCUGUAGCACGGACGGCGGCAGACAGCGGCGACGUGUUCGGCGUGUCGGCGGCAUCCGACGUGAUGUUAAGCCCGCCUCCAGAAGAAGAAUUAAGGUGCACGAGGAGACCUACACACGAGCCAAGCUCCGCCUCACGGCCUUUAGCGCACUCCAUGCGUCCCAACCAGCAGUCACCUACCGCGUACCAGACUUCAAAACGCAAACGAACGAUUACUGGUGCGAGUGCUCGUGAUUCGUCUAGUGCACAACAGAGCCAGCAAGAAGGCGUUAGCAUCGUUCAGCAUACACCUAAUCCACGGGUACGCAAACAAGUACGUCAUGCAGAGGCUUCGCCUAUCGCGGCGCAUAUCACCAGCUCGUUUGCGUCGCUGGGCUCUCCAUCCAGCCGAAGGAGUCCGCAAGUACAACCGGAUGCACCAAUGACACCGACUCGCAAAGGAAAGGGCCGCGGUCCGUCUACAGAACUUGGUCCACGGAGUCCUUACGCUUCAAAUCCGAACGCUGAUUACAUUCCUCUUGAACGUUUGGUGAUAUCUCCUCAAGGUACUAACGUACGCCGUCGUUCUGUAACACCCAUUCCACCGUACGAACCGCCAAAGGAAAGGUAUACUCCACCACGUGAAAUUGUUGUGUCUCCACCUGCGGGCGCGGAACGGAAGCCUGUACGACGCGAAUCUGGGAAGAAGAAACGUGUUUCUGUCAAAACUGAGAAACCUCCGGUGCAACUGUGGAUUAAGACGGAACCGCCUGAGAUAGAUUUAACAACACCAGCACCUCCUGCGUCUCCUAGCGAGGAUCCUAUUCUACUGGUCGGCCCUCCAGCGAUCAAAGUUCAGCGUCCGUCACUUCCUCCGGGCGAUGCGCAUGACGUGAGUCUCGUUGAUUUCGAAAUGGAUCUCGACCUGUCAGAGACCAGAGAACACGCUUCAUCUCUUCUCAACCAACAUACACUGGCGAAUCCAGCUCGGUCCGGCUCGUCUAUACCACCAUUGUUUGACUUCAGCAAUGUUAACGAUGAUGAUCAUAUGGGCCUAGACAACGAUGGAGGUGAUAUUAGUACUGAUGUGGACUUCGGGACUGUGGUGGACGAUGGCCUUUUCGCUAAUGUCAAUGAUGAUGGCUGGUCCGAUUCUGAUGGCGACAACAACGAUGUGGAAGAAGGCACGUCAAUUGGCGAGGGUGACUUCACAGGCAAAUUCUUAGCUUUCAAGGCUCCACUGAAGGAUCCGCCGACGGGUGAAUCUGGCGAUAGGAUGGAAGAAUGGGCGCGACCGAUUAGUCCACAUCCGAAAAAGCUGGCGAUCACUGAGCCCAAGGAGGAAGACGAGGAUGUAGAUCUUGGCACAAUCUCUGUACAGCCUGUUAGCGAGACUACUGGGUUGAAUAAGUCUUCAGCUAUUAGGAUUGGUUCCGAGAGUGAGGAUGAAUACCAAGCAGACGAACGUCCUAGCUACAGUGACAGACAAGGCCGUCGGCUAACACUGAGCGAGAUGGAGGCAAUGAAAUUUGGGCCGAGGCCUCCUACACCCAAGCUUGGUUCCUCUAGCAGAGGCGAAAGUAGCCAUGUGAUUGGAAGUGAUGAAAGCGAUGGGGAGAAUGACGAGCUCAUAGACGCCAACAAGAAUACGUUUGGACGGCAGGAGAGCCAUUCAGACCUAGCGAAUCCUAAGCAAAUGGAUAUUAAUGAUCAGAACACACUAUUGGAUAAAUUUAACUUCUUGGAUGUCAGUUCGGAACGAUGUUCUAACAACGUACAUGCGUCAAAUGACUCGCACCGCCAACAGAGUGCUGUCGUAGAGGAGGCUGUCGUUUUGCCACCCCGGUCUGUGUCAGAGCAUUCUUCAGGAGAGUCAUCUCAGAGCACCUUGAAUAACACCGAAGAUGCGCGUUCUGUCUGUCAAGAACAUGUUCAGGACUAUGGGCAGGAACCACGAUGCCUCAACCUUGCAAAAGAAGCAACGCAAGAAGGAUUAAUGAAGGCUGAUUCUAUUUCGCAUAGAGGCACACCCCCUCCAGAUGGUGACCUGUCUGACUGCGACACUGAGGUUAUCACAGAUGAGGAGACAGGAGAUGACUCUGGGGAUGGCAUUGUGGACCUGAGCGUUGUCAAAAUUAUGUCUGACGACCCUAUGGCCGCCGCAAGAGCUGCUGCGAUCUUGAAGAUGCAUGAUUACGACAUGGUAGCGCGGAAGCUCAGAAGACGAAGGACGACAGCAGGUGGCGUUUCGAAAACUUACAACACACCAAAGAAUAUGCAAUUGUGGCGCAGGCGGACCGUUGCGGGCCUGUCCGCGGAGGACGCGCUUUCUGCUAAUGUAUCGUUACCUGAGCUUCUUGAGAGGGCUGAAGAAGAGUUGCGAAGCACUCCCGCAAGAAGCCGCUCUGGAAGCGUCGCCUUCAGUUCCGUUGGGAGCCCGCAAAAAUCGCGCGAUCGUGACUUCUUGUACGAAGAUUCCGAUACACCCGGAAGUCGGGAAUGGACUAAGGAAGACUGGAAGUUGCUGGACAGCUGUUUCACAGAUGAGCGGUAUGAUCUAGGCGAACAGCAGGGUCUUGAGCCUGGAUGCCUCGCUGACGUUGAUGAUGUUCCUCUGGAAAGUGUCGUUGAGAGAUUCGUGGAACUCAUGGGCGGUGCUGAGACGGUAGAUAGUCAUGGUGAAUAUUGGACAAAGGAGAAGCUCAUGAGCCGUACAUAUGCAUUGUGUAAGAAGCAACGUUCCGGCAAUGUGGCACCUCCAACUCCUGACGUGUCUGCUCGUUUUUCAACACCAUCGCGAUUCUCUACUCUGAGCCCUUCGUCCAGCAUGAUUGUCCCAGACUUUACACCCUUGGCUGUUGAACGGACCCGACUUUUUUUUGAUUGCGGUUCCGUGAGCAGGAAGGCACAGCUUCCUCCCCCUUCGUCAGAGUUCUUCUUCAGAGAUUCUUCAGUCCCUGCAAGACAUUCACGUCUGAGGGAUCAAAUGACCUCUGAGCGCAUGUCUGAAACACCGAGAUCUGGCCGUGCUCUAGGACUCUUUGGUUUCGCAACUCCGAAAGUGAACGAGCGUGAAGAUAGCGAUGAUGAAUCGGUUGCUCAAGAAGUAGAAACGUUGUUAACUCCAGUCACCGCAUCAAGAAUGCAGCACGCAAGGCCCGAAUCAGCCGUCAAGCGUUCACUUAGCUACAUCACAUCGUGGCUUAAACCGGAUAUGUAUAGAUCAAAGUCUGAGGAACGUAAAGGAUCGCAACUCCCUGGUCUACCUGUUCCCCCGUCUGACGUUUUGUCGAGACCGCGUGGACCGGUGGAAACACCUGUCCCCAAACCCGCAUCGAGGGCUGUACCUCCAAAGGACAUGGUGUCACUGGAACAUGUCCCUCCGCCCCAACCAUCUAGACUUCCACGGCGUUCGAAGCCACGCCGUCUUGUAGACCUGAACCACGUACCAACCCCACAACCUAAGGAGGGAGUAAAGAGGACCAUUCCGCGCCGAUCGAGCUCGUCAAGCGUUAAGGAUCUUGUCAAGGAAUUCGAGCAGAAGGAGAAGGGCAAAGUGCAGGCACUCCCACCACGCGUUGCGGAACUAAGAAGACAAGCCAGCGUUGGCUCGCUCAAAGCAAAAGGUAAACCAACAUGGAGACCGUGAUUUCUGUCUUGUUUAUUCUUCUAUUGUUCAGUAUUGGUUUCUUAUCACGCGUUGCUUGUGUAAUGAG